AUGAUAUCUUUAAUUUGUAUAGAACGUUAUAGUUGUGAAUUUGGUUCUGUUAAAUUUUAUUUCUAUUGUGGUAUUAGUGGUUUGAUAAGUUGUGCUAUUACACAUACAGCCGUCGUUCCACUGGAUCUAAUUAAAUGUCGAUUACAAGUAAAAGCUCUAAAAUAUGAAAAUCUCAUUCAGGCAUUUCAAGUAACUAUUGCAGAAGAAGGUUUAUUUAGUUUAACUAAAGGUUGGGCACCAACUUUAAUUGGUUAUUCAUUACAAGGUUUUGGAAAAUUUGGUUUUUAUGAAAUAUUAAAAAGUUUUUAUAGUAUAAUACUUGGUGAACGAAAUGCUUAUCACUAUCGAACAGUAGUUUAUUUAUUAGCAAGUGCUUCCGCUGAAUUCUUUGCUGAUGUUGCUUUAGCACCAUGGGAAGCAAUAAAAGUACGAAUUCAAACUCAAGAUGAUUGGGCAUCAACAUUAAGACAAGGCUUACCGAAAUUUUACGCUGAAGAAGGUCUCGAAGGUUUAUAUAAAGGUCUAGUACCAUUAUGGUUUCGUCAAAUUCCAUAUACUAUGAUGAAAUUUGCAUGUUUUGAACGUACUAAAGAAGCACUUUUUAAGUAUCUACUACGUAAACCACGUGAAUUACGUACAGAAACUGAAGAACUUCGUAUAACAUUUAUCGCUGGUUAUAUAGCUGGAAUAUUUUGUGCUAUUGUUAGUCAUCCAGCUGAUACGAUUGUAUCAAAAUUAAAUAAUGAAAAAGGUCUUAGUUUAUUUGAUACUGUACGACGUGUUGGAUUUAGUGGAUUAUGGAAAGGAUUAGGUCCACGUAUAUUUAUUGUUGGUACAUUAAGUGCAGUACAAUUAUUCCUUUAUGAUACAGCUAGAGUAUUUCUUAGGGUACCACGAGUAUAA
This is a messenger RNA of Adineta steineri, 903 nucleotides long. The record is from the annotation of a GenBank genome assembly. Lineage: Eukaryota; Metazoa; Rotifera; Eurotatoria; Adinetida; Adinetidae.